Vicia villosa (hairy vetch) is the source of this 1296-nucleotide messenger RNA. RefSeq lists its product as uncharacterized. Lineage: Eukaryota; Viridiplantae; Streptophyta; Magnoliopsida; Fabales; Fabaceae. The coding region runs from base 580 to 1296 and encodes 238 amino acids. The record is from RefSeq and is a predicted model, not a curated record. The transcript has 3 exons.
GAAGAAAGAACGUGAAAGAGCAAAGGGACUGAGAACACGAAGAGCUGAAGGAGAUCUGUAGAGGGAGAGACCAAAGAUCAAGAACAAGUAUCUGAGAUUGAGGAUAGCGGCGCGACUUGGUGAGGAUUAGCUCAUAAGUCGGUUGUUAGUUAUAGUGUCGGUGUCAUGCUCUGGUAGAUGUAACACUGGGAACACGUUUGUCUUUGAGUUGGUUAUAACUCUAUUUGGUUGUUAAUUGAGUCAGAUACAUUAUGAGGAAUGUUGACUCUGUGUGUUUUCAAUUCCGCUGUGUAAAACAUGAUUUAUUUAAUGUGUUAUAAUUUCAGUUGUUUUCAGUGAAUGCAUGACUAUACUGACGUGGUGUUUUAUUAUUUAUGAAUUGUGAUACCCCUUGCAUGCUUACUCUGAUUUAAUAAUUAUUAUUUGCCGCGGGUUAUUAGAGGGGUGUUACAAUAGUGGUAUCAGAGCAUAGUCGGUCGUUGUGACCAGAGUCUUGUGUCAGUCUUUUGUGUAUGCGACUAAUACGGGUUAUUGUCGAUACUUUUGUUCUGACUGGGUUAUUUGUGGUUAAGCAGAACAAUGGCUGGAAGAGGAAGAAACGAUGAUGCACUCGCUGAGGCUCUGGGCAUGAUUGCUGGUGUGCUUGGAGGAGGGACUGUAGGAGCAGGGAUUGGUGCUGAUAGGCAACUGGGGAAUUUUCAGAGAAACAAUCCUCCAAUGUUCAAAGGCACGCAUGAUCCAGAGGGUGCUCAGAAAUGGCUCAAGGAGGUCGAGAGGAUUUUCCGAGUCAUUGACUGUGCUGAGAACCUUAAGGUGAGGUUUGGCACUCACAUGUUAUCUGAGGAAGCUGACGACUGGUGGUUGUCAACUAAGGCUGAGCUGGAUGCUGGUGAUACGGCAAUUACCUGGACUGUAUUCAGGAGAGAAUUUCUGAGGAGGUAUUUUCCUGAGGAUGUCAGGGGAAGAAAAGAAGUUGAAUUUCUGGCACUGGUGCAAGGCAAUAUGUCGGUGCCGGAGUAUGCUGCCAAGUUUGUGGAAUUGGCAAGGUACUAUGUGCACUAUAAUGAGGACGAAGCCAGUGAGUUCUCGAAAUGUGUCAAAUUUGAGAAUGGUCUUCGUGACGAGAUCAAGCAAGGUAUCAGGUACCAGAGAAUCCGGAAGUUUGUUGACCUGGUGGAUUGUAGCAGGAUUUUUGAGGAAGAUAAUAUCAAGCUGAAGUCAUCUCACUCUCGCGAGUUGGUUGACAGAAAGGGUAAGAAGCCUAUGGAUAGAGGUAAGCCAUAUGGUAGGGGUUAG